Messenger RNA from Phytophthora infestans T30-4, 1185 nucleotides. RefSeq lists its product as uncharacterized. NCBI's taxonomy places the organism in Eukaryota, Oomycota, Peronosporomycetes, Peronosporales, Peronosporaceae. The transcript has a single exon. Gene Ontology annotation, molecular function: metal ion binding. Bases 1 to 1185 code for a protein of 394 amino acids. The record is from RefSeq and is a predicted model, not a curated record.
AUGCCGAGCUCUAAGGUCCCAAAGCGCGUCACUUCGGCGGCAUUGUCCCGACGAUUGACAGCGUCGUCGUCGAUGUCAAUGUCGAAUUACAAUACCGAGGGUAUCCCGCAUUCCGCUGGCCUUCCAGAAUACUUAGUGCUACCGGAUCAGGUGAAGAACGUGCUGACGAGACAAAUAUCAGCGGCGGUGGAGGACGUCUUGGACAGUAUGAUGCACGAAGGCACAGAGGACAUUCAUUGGCGCGGCAAGAUGCGUAAGGACGGCAUUGUUUAUUACGAAGACAGAGAGAGCGUGACGAAGGAACAGACGCGCUUCUGCUGCGUUGACAGCACGGAAGCCUCUGUCGAGGAGGUGGUGAACCUGUUCGUAGUGUCCGAUACCGACAUGCUGUUGCAGCGGUGCCGUAUCAUGUACGACAACAUCAUGGACGCCAGGAUCUUGACCGUAAUGGAGCAUCCGUCGGAAGAACAUCCGAUGCGAUCUUCUUACAUUCGAUACACUGCCUUUAAGGCCAGGACACUGCAACGCAACAAUCGCGAUAUGUGCGUCGUUGUAUCGACCGACGUCAUCCAGUGCGCAGACGGAUCGACAGUGGGCUACUGCGUGUGGGACUCGCUUAAUCUACCCGAGAUCUCUCAACUGGAUGUACCACAGGGCUUCAUCCGGACUCGCAUGUUCCGUUCCGGAUAUUUUGUGCAGAACUCUGGAGAGCCGGGAGCUAUGACCAAGGUUGCCUACGUAGUCGGUAUCGAGGCUGGUGGACUCGCGCCACGGCUCACUACGCGCUACUACAUGCCUCGAUUUGGUGAAGUUCUCAGCCGAAUUAUCGCACACCUCCGUCGCAGACAACUCGACCCCUCUACGUUCGUGUCCGAGUCCCAGUGGACUGACAAGCAGAAGGCCACAUUCUGUCAGUGCUGCAGCAAACACUUUGGCGCAGUGAAGCUACUCGACACUCGACGAUACAACUGCGUGUCGUGUGGUGACGCCAUUUGCCAUGCUUGUCACCACGUCGAAGCAAUUGAAAUCCCAGGAGCUGGGAAGACAACAGCAGGAAUUUGUGUUGGCUGCAAAACCGACAACAUCGGUAAGAGUUCGUCCCGACGAAUGUCACGCUGGUCAAGCUGGGGAACAAGCUUUUCGUCCGAUUCGACAGAGUCAUCUACCAGAUCUCUGUACAUGUGA